Molecule: messenger RNA, 1521 nt
Organism: Raphanus sativus (radish)
Lineage: Eukaryota; Viridiplantae; Streptophyta; Magnoliopsida; Brassicales; Brassicaceae
Exons: 3
Coding region: 1-1521 (506 amino acids)
Molecular function (GO): zinc ion binding
Source: RefSeq, a predicted model, not a curated record
AUGUUCAGGAACCGUGACUCAUUCAAGCAGCAUAUGGCUAUGUUUGCAAUAGCCAAUAAGUUUUGCUACCGGCACGCAAAGUCUGAUCCAAGCAUGAUGGUAUUGAAAUGUAUAAGCUCAUCUUGCCAAUGGCGUGUGUACGCAAUCAGGUUAAAGGACUCGGAUGUAUUUGAGGUGAGGAAAGUUGACCCCAUUCAUUCCUGUUCCAUAACGGACCGGGGUGGAUACCAAGGCCAAGCGACAUCAGCGGUAAUAGGAGAAUUGAUGAAGACUAAAUAUGAUGGAAACGGAAUCGGACCCAAGCCAACUGAAAUUCGAAGGAUGAUGCGCGGUGACCAUGAUGUCUCUAUUUCAUACUGGAAAGCGUGGAAGUCAAGGGAUAUGGCUGUGGAUAAUGGACAAGGAACUUGUAAUGAUUCUUACAAAAGACUACCGUCGUACCUGAAUAACCUUGUGUUGGCCAACCCGGGAUCUUUGGCGAAUUUGCACACCGAGCAAGGGGAUGGAGGUGGACACAGAUUUAAAUGCAUGUUCCUCGCAUUGGGAGCAUCAUCAGCUGAAGAUGGUAACCACCAAAUAUUCCCGUUGGCCUGCGCCGUUGUGGAUAGCGAGAAUGACAAGUCCUGGGAGUGGUUUUUCCAAAAUUUAUCAGCAUUUGUCCCUAAUGAGAGUGGAUUGGUCCUCGUAUCUGACAGACAUCCCUCUAUCUACAAAGCUAUCAGCCAGGUGUAUCCGAGUGCAGGGCACUGCAUAUGUGUUGUACAUCUGAAGAGAAACAUAAGGACCAAUUUUAAAGAGAGACAUUUGGGACAUCUGGUUGCAAAGGCGGCUAGGGCGUACAGGUUGAACGAUUUCUAUGUAACAUUCAACAAGAUUAAAGUCAUGGAUCCUUCUUGUGCAGCAUACCUAAUCGAGAUAGGUUUUGAACAUUGGGCAAGGUCUCAUUUCCCUGGAAACCGGUACAAUGUAAUGACAAGCAACUUGGCUGAGUCUUGGAAUUCGGUCCUUUGCAAAGCGAGGGAGUUUCCCAUCAUACAGCUGCUUGAGUUCAUCUCUGAGAAGAUUAUGACAUGGUUUGCUAAGAGGAGUGAGGUGGCAACCAAGUGUGGCAGAGAGCUGGCACCGCACAUUGAACAACAGCUAACGAACAACUUUGAGAAGAGUGGGGGUUACGAGGUCCUCGACAUAGCUGACAUGGAAUACGCAAUCCGGAACAAGUAUGGCGUAAGCUUUCAUGUGAACCUAAGCACAAGGACUUGCAGCUAUUUUGAGUUUCAGAUGCUGGGAAUUCCAUGCUCUCACGCAAUUUCUGCAGCUCUGAAAGCAAAAAUCAGUGUGAACGACCUCGUUUUGGAUGAAUACAAGGUUGCCUUCCUCAAGCAUGCUUACGAAGGAACUAUCCACCCCGAAACAGGGCCAAUUGGGGGGAUUCCAAUGCCCUGGGUAAUUACCGACCCCCAGUUAGGUCCACCAGCAACUAGACGCCCCCCAGGGAGGCCAAAGAAGCUGAAGUAUUUCUAA